Molecule: messenger RNA, 1187 nt
Organism: Microtus ochrogaster (prairie vole)
Lineage: Eukaryota; Metazoa; Chordata; Mammalia; Rodentia; Cricetidae
Source: RefSeq, a predicted model, not a curated record
CCCAACCCUGAGAGACUCUGCAACGGGGAUUCAGUGCAAAGAUGGAAAAAGUCAGAGGAUUGCUGUCUUCAAGGGGAAUUAUGUUGAAUAAUUGACUUUGUAUCUGGGACCCAUUAACUGUGUGCUUGUGUGCACCAGUGAAACAUUAACUUUUUGACUCUUUUUUUUUCUUUUCUUUUUCUUAACACCAGGAAGUGAAGCAGGCUCCCAGCAAGGCAGCAACCUCGCAGACAGAACGGGGAGGAAAAUGAAGCUCCCGAUUUUCAUAGCAGACGCAUUCACGGCAACAGCUUUCCGGGGCAAUCCUGCUGCCGUCUGCCUCCUGGAAAAUGCUCUGGCUGAAGACGCCCAUCAACAGAUCGCAAGGGAAAUGAACCUCUCCGAAACGGCUUUCGUCAGGAAACUGCAACCAAGCGACAACUUCACACAAAGUUCCCGCUUUGGACUGAGGUGGUUUACACCAGAGAGUGAGGUUCCUCUGUGUGGUCACGCCACCCUGGCCUCUGCCGCUGUGCUGUUUCACAAGAUAAAGAACACAAACAGCACUCUGACCUUCACCACUAUGAGCGGGGAGCUAAAGGCCAGAAGAGCAGAGGACGGGAUUGUCUUGGACUUUCCUCUCUACCCAGCCUUCCCCCAGGACUUCCAUGAGGUGGAAGACUUGAUAAAGACAGCCAUAGGUGACACCGUGGUCCAGGAUAUCCGGUACUCUCCAGAUACCCGAAAACUCCUGCUCCGGCUCAGCGAUUCUUAUGACAGGUCCUUUCUGGAGACCCUGAGGGUGAACACAGAACCUCUGCCUCGAAUGGAAAAGACAGGGAGGGUGAAAGGACUCAUUCUCACUCUCAGAGGAGAGCCUGGGGGGCAGACACCCCACUAUGACUUCUACUCCCGGUACUUUGCACCGUGGAUUGGUUUGCCUGAAGACCCGGUAACAGGAGCUGCGCACACCGUUCUGAGCAGUUACUGGUCCCAGCAGCUUGGGAAGAGAGAGAUGCGAGCCUUUCAGUGUUCCCGCCGAGGAGGAGAACUGGACAUUGCCCUGCGACCUGAUGGACGAGUUGACCUGAAGGGUGGCGCGGCUAUUGUCUUGGAGGGCACGCUGACGGUCUAGAGACUUAUGCUGGGCUGUGGCCACCGCUAAACACAAGUGUUUUCUCACUACCAAUAAAACCAAAGCAAACCAA